UCAUGUGACCUAGGAGACAGAUGUUACUUGUUGGUCAGUUCCAAUGCACAUGUAGCCUACCUUGUGCAGAGCCCUGCCCUGAGACCAGGUGCCCUGGAAAUCUUUACCCUGCGGUAAUUCCGCGUUCACCGCCGACAAAACACCUCCCUGUCUCAUCUGACUCUUGCCAAAACUUUUACAGCCUCCUCAAGUAGCGUAAGGAGCCUAAAUCUUUUUUUUUUUAAAGGUUCUGUUACUGUAGUAGCGCUAAUGGGAGAAAUGACGGAGCAGAAGAACUUGUCUGAAGUUAUAAAUCAGAUACUUAAAGAAGUGCCAGCUGCCAGGAGGGAUCUUAUUGAUAACCACAGUAACCUCCUCCGCGUCGCAGAUUACUGCGAGGACAAUUUUCUUCAGGCUGAGGAUUCCAGCAAGGCUGUUGAAGAAGCCAAGGGUUUGGCUGCCCAGGCGCUGGCUAACGUGGCCUACCAGAUCAACAGUCUGGCCAGCACCCUGCUGAGGCUGCUGGACUCACAGGCCAUGCAGAUCCGAGAUAUGGAGUCUUCUGUCAACCUGCUGUCACUGGCUGCAGCUAUCCACAUCGAGACCGUAGCCAGGAGACAAAUUGGUGCUUCUACUACUCCCAAAAACAGGAGCCGCACCAAUCCAAUGAGCCCACCGACUUCAGGCAAGGAGCCGGAGAGAAGCUACUUAAGAGAGCCGAUAUCAUUCUACAUCUUGGACUCCAUUGGACUCCGUUUUGGGGCCGCUGUGCAGCAGCCCGAGAAGAGACCGGACGCCACAGAGAGCAUCCACAACAGUGCUGACUUCUUGGUAUCCCGUUUUGGCAUCGCCGUGCCUCCGCCAUCGAUCCCCACCCUGCAAACCGUCUCCAACCCGGCCAACGACAGCCUGCCCCCCCCUUCUCCUCCUCCGGCCGAUUUGGACCCCUAUAUGCCCGCUCCUUCUCCU
Messenger RNA from Etheostoma cragini (Arkansas darter), 948 nucleotides. RefSeq names its product ABI family, member 3b (gene abi3b). NCBI's taxonomy places the organism in Eukaryota, Metazoa, Chordata, Actinopteri, Perciformes, Percidae. The annotation marks the transcript as partial. Gene Ontology annotation, cellular component: lamellipodium. Gene Ontology annotation, molecular function: SH3 domain binding. The transcript has 5 exons. The record is from RefSeq and is a predicted model, not a curated record.